Carassius auratus (goldfish) is the source of this 1767-nucleotide messenger RNA. RefSeq names its product transmembrane protein 204-like. The record is from RefSeq and is a predicted model, not a curated record. The transcript is spliced from 3 exons. The coding region runs from base 304 to 951 and encodes 215 amino acids. NCBI's taxonomy places the organism in Eukaryota, Metazoa, Chordata, Actinopteri, Cypriniformes, Cyprinidae.
GAGGAGAAAAAAACCAGCCAGCGCACAUCUGGAGGAGAAAGGGGGAGGAACGGACGGGCAGAGAGCAGCAGAAGUGAUUUUAAGAAAGCGUGCGUGUUUAUGUGAUGGCCUUGGAGGUCGAGCGUCCAGCUUUACGAGCAGCAGUGACCCCCGAAUCUGAGGAAGAGGGUUAGAGACUCAUGUCAAGACUCCAGAAUGAGCGGUGAUGUCCUCUAGCUAACCUCUCACAGCAUUCAUGCCGCUCUGCGUUUCUGCAUAGCGUACCCGUGUACGUUCCAGGAAUUCGGGCGCUCAGGAGGGUGUAUGGCCGUGCGCAGGCUGGUGGUGGUGGCGGCGGCGGUGGCCCUGCUUUCUCUGGUGCUCAACAACGUGGCGACGUUCAACUCCAGCUGGGUGCUGCAGGAGCUAGAGAACGGACGGCGGCGGAGCGUGGGGCUCUGGAGAGCGUGUGCACACGAGGACACACACACUCAUGAACACACAGCCUGCCAGAGACUCAGCUGGGGAUCGGAGCUCGCGGGGUCUCAGGAGUCACGCAGCACCGUCAAACUUCAGUUUGACAUGAUGCGAGCAUGUAACCUGAUGGCUACGGUGGCUCUGACCGUGGGUCAGCUAAUCUUCCUGUUUGGGUUACUGGAGAUAACCAACAUUACCCAGGAUUCUCAGUGGUGGGAGGAAGCCAUCGCUGCCCUGUUCCAGUUAGCCAGUUUCGUGCUGGUGAUCGGUCUGGUGACCUUCUACAGGAUCGGCCCCAAUACUUACCUGUCCUACGACUGCUACAUUAACAUCGCCGCUUGCUUGUUUGCCACACUAGCGGCCGCCAUGCUCAUCUGGAAUAUCCUGCAUCGGCGUGAUGACUCCAUGUCUCCGUCGGUCAUCCUCAUCAGCCGAUCUCUGACCACACCCUUCAGGCCACGUCUAGACAAUGACUACGUAGAGUCACCCUGCUGACACACACAGACACAUCUCACCUGAGACAAAACACAAAUACACCUGGAGGGGAGUUCUGUCAUUUUAAGUCAAACCGAUCUCCUGGAAUGAUGAGGGCAGUGAUCAUGUGACUGCAAAAAGUGGAUUCGGACUAAAUGGAAGACUUUUGAAACGCAUUUAAACACAGAAGCAGCACCGUGGAUUGCCAUGAAUCCAACAGACAGAUAAAGAUCAAGCUGGAUCUUGACACGUUUAUGUUCAUAAUGAGAAAGUAGAAGCACAUUUGCAUGCACAAAUAUCUGUUGUAGUUCUAUGAAACAUGGAGUUUCAGAUUUUAUAUUUGAAUAUUGCUCCCAGGUCAACUGAAUACAGUCCUUUACAGACCGGCAUGGAAUCUGCACAUGAAUACAUUCUCUGCUAAUUGAAGAUUUUCAUAUAACUAUGUUCAAUCAUUUGUGUGUGUGUUUUGAAUAAACAUAUCUAGUUUUGCAUAAAUAAAUCUAUUUAGUUUUAAAUCUAAAACUAAAUCUAUUUUUAGAAACAUUGCAGUAUUUUGCAUUAUGACAUAUUUAUUACAAAUAAGCACAUUUCCCCCCAUAUUCUCAAUGUCUAAAUGCUUUACUUUUGAGCGUUUUUAUUUUAUUACAACCAUAAAUUAAAGCAGAACAACAAAUAUAUAAAAUAAAACCGUGAAAUAAUGUCAUGAGAACUCAAGUAUGCACAAUUGAAAACAUGCUUGAUUGCUACGUUUCAAGCAAAAUGUAAUUUCUUUUUUUUUUUUUACAUUUGUCAAAUUACUCCAAUUUAUUUCAUCUACCAAUUUAAGAGGGAAUGAAA